Messenger RNA from Owenia fusiformis, 719 nucleotides. The record is from the annotation of a GenBank genome assembly. Lineage: Eukaryota; Metazoa; Annelida; Polychaeta; Sabellida; Oweniidae.
CAGAAAAAUAAGAAACAUAACAGUGUCAAUUGUAUCAUUAUACUAAUACUAUAUAUCAUGGUUACCAUAGAAUCAUUUUAUCACUUUAUGGUUGCCAUGCGAUAACACAUUCUCAUGGCAACAAACCAAUAUAUAGAUUCUACCACAGUUUCGUUACCCUUCUCAUCACACACCAUAAUACUGUCAUGGUUACCAUGUCACAACUUUUUCAUGGUAACUCUUUGGUCAAUGGUUGUUAUGGCAACAUUUAAAUAUUACACAAAUGAGGAAACAUUGUCCAUUUGUAUGUCUGUGUUAUGUCAACUCAACAAACAACCAAUUGUCUCCAAAAGGAGAAGCUGCCUAGCUGAGUUACUCCCUGUGUUUACAAAAAGGGGAGAAUAUUGUAUCUGUUAUCAGAUCUACAGUCCAUUUGUAUGUUGACUGAUCAGACCAUUGUCUCCUAAAUGAGCUUAACUGUAUCCUGAAGGAGAAGCUUAUCAGCUGAGUUACUCCCUGAGUUUAAUUUCUCCACUUCACCAUCUCCCUUAGUUUUGCCUGAUACAGGCUGACUGGUUGAUCUUCCAGUAGCUGAAACUCAAGUGUUUGUUUUUACUGUGAUUUGUAGCUGCUGUGUUGUGCAGCUACUGUGUUUUGCAGCUAUGGAGCUUUGCAGCUCCUAUGUCUUGCAGCUACUAUGUCUUACAGCUCCUAUGUCUUGCAGCUACUAUGUUUUGCAG